Messenger RNA from Amoebophrya sp. A120, 9843 nucleotides. Lineage: Eukaryota; Dinophyceae; Syndiniales; Amoebophryaceae. The record is from the annotation of a GenBank genome assembly.
UUCAUCUUGACCACGGGAAAAGUUCCGCCUUUUUCUCGCCGAUGUGCAACGCAGCUCGCCUGCGAUAAGAGUUUGUAUUUUGGAAAUGAUAUCCAUAUCGUGCAAGCUAUAUGGAAAGCUUAAGGUCUUGCAUUAAGAAGCUUCGUGGGGCAGUCAUACUGCUUUAAUUCGCGGUAGGUCAGCUUUUCGUACUGGUAACUUUCUUUGUCCUGGAUGAGACGCCCGGUGAAGCCAUACAAGGACUACUAGCAAGAGACACUCUUGCACCGGAACCGCAGUACGAUGAGGGUGUGCGCGAUUUGUGGUGCGACGCGCCAGUGUGUCCGAGGGUGGAGUGGGGCCCUGCGAGAGGCGAGAAUGCGGCUGAGACUGCUCUGAAACAGGACAGCCUGUAUCUAAUCGCUGUGCCUCGCGUGGGAAAUUCUGGGGAAGCGCUCCAGGAGUAUCGGAACCGCGUCGAUUUCCUCAACCGUUCGACAAUCUCUGCGAACAAUAUGGAUACGAGUGCGAAUCCUGCUGGCACCGACCGAAAAUAUCUCCACAGCAGGGAUAAAACCACGAGGCUGCAACUGCGCCGCUUUCUUUUAGAUCGCAAGAGCUCGGGGCGUGAUAUUUUUUUUGUCUCAGGUUUCUCCCCAGUGGCCGACGAUCUGAUAACGUUUGCGACUUCCAUUGUGCACGUAGAAACAGACCUGGGCGGCGGUGUGCAGAAGGAUUUGAUUGCGUCGGUGGGGGGGCCUAACCGAAGAUUCGUUUUUCGGUACGCCGCUACCGAGGAACUUCUCCGGCCUGACGACGCAUCCGUGGAUCACAACCCUGAAAGAAGUGCGGUGUCAGUUUCUCCCUUGACUGUGUCCGAGCGUCGGCAAAUUGGUCAAGAGUUCCACGCAACAACCUCUUCGUUCCUGCAGGCGUAUCUGCCUGACCUCUUUCGGAAGAAGCACCUGCGUAGAUUGGUGGGUCAGCUCGAGCAAGAUCUCAUUGCAGCAGAGGCUCAGGCUGGCCGCUGCCAGACUACGACAGCGCAGAUAGGUAAAAAGAGGAAAGUAGAUACGAUCGGUGCGGCCCAAGACUCGCUUGCAGUGCCGUCAGACUUCGAGCUAAAGCGUGACGGAUCUGCGGCGCUUCGGCAAGCAGGUGCAGAAGAUGCAAGUCAAGCGCAACGAAUCGACACCACGCAGGUCUGGCGCAACUCGGUUAGAGUAGGCACGAUGCAGUCCUCUUACCGAGAUAAAACGAUAUAUAAUUCGCAGCGCAAAAACGUCGUCGAGACACCGGAUGUACAAAUCCUAGUCCAGGAACAAGCCACAGAAAAGGGACAUGGCGCAGCGGAGUUGGACUUCGAAGAAAGUGAGGCCGCUGCAAUUCUGCGGACGCUUUUUCGGUGCAGCGAUGCGCCGUCGUACGGAUUCCAGAAACUUACCGGGGUAAGGGUUCCUGUGCAUUUCGCGGUGCUGCGCGUGCUCUUCGAGCUAGACAGUUAUGCGCCGCUUCUGCAGCAGUUCCGCGAGAAUGUUGUUUCUCCGUUGAGGGUGCAAAGAUCACCAGGUUUUGUUCCGGACUGGAGGCCAUUGAAGAAACGCACCGUGCCCGCAUUUCGUUGGUUCCACAGCCUGACACCGUUUCGGGCAUAUACCACGGCGCAAAACAACGACAGUAUGAGGCGACAGCUAGGGGGCAGAUUCACCACGUUUGAUGCAGCGACCACAUGUGCGCCCGCAGCAACACGGUCUGCCCUUGAGCUUCCCGCGGCCACGGUCGCGGUUCCUUGGGGUGCAGAUUCCUAUCACGUUGAGCUGCUGCGCCGUCGUGUUCUCUCGUUUGCGCCCAUGGUGUAUGAGCAUGUCGUACGGGUGUGCGUCCGAGCGGAUUUGCAGCCCGGAGACUAUCUACGAGCGGCGCGUCUUCUUUGGCUGGUGCAAGGAGGCUCGGGGUUACACGAAUCGCCAGACACAAAUUAUAUCCGUGCGCCAGGUGGAGCAGGGCCAUGUUCGUCCCGCGACAGAAGAUUGCAGGAGCAAGUUCUUCCUCCAAUUGACGGGACUGAGUAUCGUAUUGUCUGGAUAGCGGUCAAUGCAGAGACAACGACCGCAUUCUGUACGCAUGCAGCUCCUGAAACAGGGCACAAGGUAAAAUCAACAAACGGAGAUGCAGGGUCACCCUGGCUGAUGUGUCCUUGGGAGACGUCCUUACGUAGCGAGAUACAUGGGCAGAAAGAGCUUGCGGUUGGCAGCAAAGGAGAGUUGCUCGUACCAUAUGCGAUACGGAGUGCUCCAGGACCAGGAGGCAACCUCACAGAGACUCGGUUUUUCUGUCAGCCUACAGAAAAAGGUUGCGGGCCGAAAAACAAUGACGAACAUCCCAAUCACGCCUCCCUUUCAGUAGGCGUCUGUUCAGUGUGGAACCCAUUCCUGAACCGGGAAAUGCAGGUGGCCUGUCGGGCUGCCGUCGCGAGGACGCGUGAACUGCAACCGAUAGCAAGAUCAUUUGAGGAUCUCCAAGAGACAACAUCAGCCACGAGGUUUCGCUCGACACAAGUGCGCACGUGUGCGCUAGCGGGGCCAUUGAUUGCGCCCUCUUCUAUUGGUACCUCACAUACACCGAAGCACGUUCACUCGUCUGACUAUCGCCUGCAAAUAUGUCUGGGUCUGGAAACAUGCAAACCGGUGGUCGUGCGCAUUUCGGACCACGCAAGAAUCUGAUAACUUACUUCUAACUCAAUUCUGACACUACCAAAAACAGCUUCGCCUUCUGGUAAGCUCUUCGAAGCCUUCAAGUUCCAUUGUCUAACCCCAAUCCAACGCCAUAUGUUACUGAUACUGUAAAAUCUCUGUUUGGAAUUGCCAAGGCACUAGGACGACCCUGAUCGUCCAUAGCCCCCUCACAUUGUUAGCGCGCAGACAUUCGCACACCCACGCUGAGGCGUGUACACCUGUGCCAUCAGUCCUCGCAAUUACUACGCUGGAGCUUCGCCUUGCUCUUGGGUUCGAAUUGAGAGGUAGAUAGUCAUAAUCGCCUCAAUUUGAGUGAUAGAGCGUUGGCUCUUGUCGUUCGUGGCGCUGCAUUGUACUACUUCGAAAAGCAUGAGGACCUCAGGCGUUUUUCCUCUAUAACUUUGGUCACGAUAGCGGCAAGGUGCGCGGCGUUUUAUCUCCUCGUCGGGGUUCCGUGGUCAUCGGGUCCUCGCUUAUCAUUUUGAAAAUUUCUGUCGCCUUUCAAGACACUGAAAAAGCAAGAGAGCAUAUGGACUGCUUGGAAUGCGAGUGGAUUCGUCAUCAUGGCCGACAGACGAAGUGCCUGGCGCCUUGCAUAUCACAAACAAAAUAGUCUGUUGGGAUUGGCAGUUUGUUGGUGCUGCACCAUCAGAAGUGCGGAACUUCCGAACGGUCGCCACCUUUCCGAUAGUCCGAUACUUCAUAAUAAGUACGUAAUUCACGUACUAGGCAACCUGCAUUCGCCCGGACAGCGGCACCGUCGGCGCUCUUUCUCUUUCCAGGAGACUGAAUUUUCGGCGCUGAAGACAAAGACCUUGGCAUGCUGAAACAGGCUUUGUAUGAUCUAAAUCUAGUAGAUGGGCGAUGCCUUUCGAAGUGAUUGCGUUCGAGGUAGGACCCGACGACCAAGUCAACGCGUGGUGUCUCUUCUUUCUCGCGGUGUUUUUCGCUUUAUCAAAACGAAUAUACAGCAACCCCGAUUCCGCGCGCCUGGGAAUGAGGUCGGUCCCGGACGACAUGCGUACGUAGUACAACUAACGCGCAUUUGUUUUGCAAGAACAGAGGAGACCAUAGAUACGUGCUUCGCGGUCCGCUCUUCUCAACGCGGCACCGAAGCAAUGGAUGCGAGCAUGAUUGUUUUGCCAUUGUGAAGGUGGGCGAGGGCAUUACGAAAUCUUAAUCGUGCCGGUUUUGUUUUUUUUAGGAAAUUUUGUUUUGUGUAACAACGCAAAGAGAUCACGUUCUUGAAAUGCGAGGACAUGAGAAAGAAUGUGGUUGGGUUUGGGCGACUUUUUCGUUGUCAUACACUACUUUGCUUGAUAGCAAUUGCAAAAAUGUGUCGGUGUGAGAAAGUGCGCGCACGCCUUUGUAGUUUGUAGCAAAGAAGUUCUUCAAUGCAUACCGAAGCGCCCCGAAUUCAUAUUCAAUGAUCCUGCCCGGGCUCAUUGUGACUUUCGAUGCCCUUGGUGGAGCGUUUUGAUUAAAGAAAAUAUCACCACGAUGAAGCGUGCUACGUGAGGGUGACUUUUCCGGCAACGGCUUCCAAGGCAAACUCGCCGACCAACGUGCGCCGACGGCAAUGCGGUCCGCCGACAGAAGUUGUUCGACAGAUCGGCGGCGCCCAACGCCGUGGAUUUGUGCCAUAUGGGCCGCUCUACAGAGCACCCAACAAAACCGCACCAAAGAUACACGCAGCGACUCCGCAGCGUGUGGCUGCGAUUUUAGGGGAAUUUUGGAAGAUCGCGCAAGCGAUCAUUGAUUUCUUCGGCAACUUCACACGAAGCAUAAGCGGUGGCGCAGACGCUCAAUAAGGAAGAACAAGAAGAUAGUUGUAAGCGUAAAACGCACGACAGAGCGCGCCUAUUGUUGACUAGUCCUUGUAGCACGGGGCCGAUCUUCCGCUCGUGUUGCUAGCCCUUGGUUGUUCGAGGGGUCCAUGCCAUUGAUUCCUUGAGGAGAACUUUCGCAAGCAAAAUUAAGCGCAGAAAGGGGCAAUCUUUCGACCUUUUACCAAUGCCCGCCACACAAUUAGACGAAAAGCCUUGCACGGGGGUGUGGGUGACCCGGAGAAUGCGAAAAAGCGUACAGUGGCCCCAUUUAGGGGAGCUCCCACACAUGGGCGCUGCAUUGUACGCGGCCGCGGAAGCGCUCUCCUUGUGGCGCUUUUCUUAUGCCCAGAAGGAGGCCACACGCACACAGUAGGCCUCUGUCGGCAUCUUAUGUCGUCGUUUAUGUUCUUUCUAGCCAGCACGGUCGCUGGCCCGUUUCGUUAAUCAGGGAAGGCGAGAAAACGUCGCCGUUCUCACUACCUCCACCUUGGCGGCCGGUUUUGGUAGAGGGGUGGUUACAUAGUGAAGCAGUGCGCGGGGCGUCGGGAGCCGUUUGCAUUUCGACGCCAGUACAUUUUUGCAGCGCAUAUUUUGACUCUACGCACGAUUGGGGCUCUCAUACGGUAGCAGGUAUGCGACGUUCUACCCUUCUAAGAGCUACCAUGACGAAACUUGUGUUGCCGGUUCGUGUUGCUAAAAAAGCAGCGCUGCCCGACUGGAAUUAGUCGAUCAUGCGAUUAUAUUCAGUCCUUGCCAUGCGCACCGCAAGCAACUGAAUCAGACCUACACGGUAAGCAAUGCCUUGCUCAAUGACCAGACCACCUGUGCACAAUCGGGUCACACGAGUUGAAGUCUCGGUAUUUCGUGUGGGAGCUCUGUUUUUUACCCUGACAAUAGCACUGAUGGCACUAUGGAAACAAAAUGUCCUUUCCCCUGCACGCAAUUUCCGCUGCGUGCUUUCUUUUUCUGUGCACGAUAAUUUAACUGUUUGUAUUGCAUGAGGGCAAUGAGGCAGCCUCUUGUUGCAUUGUGCAGUCGACUCUGUAAUGCUGUUCGGUCCAGCGCAUGUGCAGAGGAGAGACCGCAACCGCAUAUCGUGCUAAACAGGAAGACCACUAGGCGUCUGGCUGGCUUAGGAUAUGCCUGCAGUCUGAGGUCACAUCACAAGUUGACUUGUGUCGAUGUAUGAUCAUGCUAUACGAAUCUACUUGAUCUGUAUCUGUAAAAUGCACCGGGAAGACUUUUCGUCUCAAUAGCGUUUGAAGUAUUUGGUGAUGAGUCCGCCACUGCGAGAGCUUCGACCUCCCAGCCAAAUGGAAGCGCUACGAAUUAUCCUGUACGUCGAAGCUGCGCAUCUCUUGGAACAACGUCUUCCGGUCGGUGCCCUUCCGCACGCGUUCGUGCUCGCGUGACGCCUAAGCCUGAGCGUAAGCACGAGAAAUUUAGCUCUGCAUCAUGAUCAGCACCAGCGAAAAUAAAUGUAGAACCGCGACCGAAGCAGUAGCCGUCCCCGUUGCACUUGCAGCGACAGAAACAGAAUGUCCUGCGCCCCUUCGAGCUCGAGGCUGGCGUCUUCUUUAAGAAUCUGAGCAUGCCAAAUACGUUGAUCCGGAGUGAAAUCGUAGACGCAGGCAAGGACGCAAAGACUGGAAAAGUUUGCUAGUGCGCCGUGGCUAAUUCUGGCUGACGCAAGAACUAGCUACCGACGGUUCUGCUGUUGUGUUCACUUCCUGGCUAGCAUCCUCGAGAACGCGCAGACUUUUUGUAUAUGGGGCAGCACGGCCUUCACGGUGAAAGUCGAGGUGAAUAAGUGCGCGCCCCCUGCUCCCCUUUGCGAGUACCUCAAAAGCCCAAAAAGGAGCGCUUUAGAUGGAACAGCGUAGACCGAGCCGUCGCCCGCAGAAGCGCGCGGCUCCGCUGCGAGACUUUUGAGAAAGAAAGUUUGGCUUGGUCAGUAGGGAGGACCCGUUCUGUCCGAGCGUCCGCGCGGUUGUUUCGCUUAUUCGGGCCGAAGUUCAAUUUCCUUUGCGUUUGCCGUUUGUUGCCGUCACGUCUACUUUGACCUAUAUGCUUUGUGGGAUCCCGUGGGCAAACGCAGCAGUAGGUGUAUCCACAACUAGCGUCGCGCCAUUUCUAGUCAGGGACUCACUCGGUGUCGUCUUCUUCAUUUCAAGCCCAUUUGUCACAGGAUGCGCAAACCUAGCCGUAGUAUGUAGUGAGGUCGCCGAACGGCUCUAACCUGGCAGCUUUCUUGACAGUAACCGCCAAAAACGACCGGCAGUUUUCAAGCCUGUAGAGAGUUUUUUUGCCUGGAAAAAAUGAAGGCGCGCCAGCCUGUUUGGCUUUGUUGUCAACGAAUCGCCGGCGGAUUCUAUCGAUCGCCGCUGGAUAAAACGACGCAAGGGAGCCGGCAAAAGGGGCGCCCUUCUGAGGCGCCCACCGCCUUGGUUUCUGGCGAUAUGGCCAAAAAAACGAGACCAAAAUCAGAACAGCGAAGCCACAUGGUGCGGCCGCGAUUUCGGAGCAUUUUGGGCGGCCGCGAAGGCGGCCGCCUUUUCGCCGUUUAUAGAGCCUGGGGAGGUUUGCAAAAAGCGCCGGCGCGAAAAAUAAAAACGAAAAAAGAAAAAGCGCGCGACACGCGCGAAGCCAAUCUGCAUGCUACGGGCCCGAUUUUCCGUCGGUUCUUGGGCGCCCCCCGUGGCGCCUGGAUCGGCCCCAUAGCGUCGGGGCUGGCUUCCGGACAGGAAUUCCGAAAAUUUGCCAAAAAGCGGCCAUGUUUUUCAACCGGCCGCCAUGCCGUGCGGCAUAACCUUACCCACGGCGGCGUGGCGGGCCCAAAAAAAGCAAAGCCGUGGCCAAGGCAACGGCCGGCAAGAAAACGCCACCGGCCUCACUACCUCCGCCCCGGCGGCUAUAUUUUGUAUAGUUCGCUUCGCUACAGCGCGAACGUCAAAUCUCCCUCUGGGAUUUUACGCAGAGAUAUAUGCUCAGAGGAUCCGCAUGUUCUAACUUACUUGGCAGCCUCCUUGACAUAAUCGGCGAAGAUGCUGGGCCAUGCCGAAUUAUCGGCGCGAUUGUUUCUUUAUGCAGACUCACUCGAGAAAGGUGCUGGGAAGCUCAAGCUAGGCAAAGCUAGAGCGUAUGCGCUUGAUACGUAAAUUAAAAGCGCAAGCGCUCUAAUUUUCCGCAGCCAAUGCAAUCAGCAUGCCAACAGGCCGACCUCCCGCCGCUGCGACGGCGCCCGCCGGGAGUCCAUAGCAGGCCCACCCGCCCGGGGGUAUUUCUGGAAGAAAAUCCGCAAAAUAUGCGAAAUGCCGGCCAGCGUUUUCGCCCGCCGCCAGGCCAAGCGGCCCCGCCUUAUCCGCGGCGGGGAGGUGCGGCGUGCGCAAAAAGUGCGCCGCCCGGCUCACAUCGCAGGCGACCGCCUUAGGAUAGCACCCGGCGCGCCUUUGCCGGGGCAGGAGAAGGCGCCGAAGCCAUUGUUUGUAUAUUGGCAGCGCCCACGCCGUCCUGUAUGCAAAGAGCCUGCUGCAGCACAAAUUGCAAAACCCAAGGCGCUGCUAGAUCUGGAAACCACGUAGACAGGGGGCUCGAAGCAAAUACGAGACGAGGGCGCCCGGCAGAGAGCGAACACACCCCAGCGACCAGCAUCGGAGGCGCAGCUGGCGGAAAACCCUUCGGCCCUGCAGCGACAGACACGGUCGCGCCCCCCAAAACUUUUUUGGGUUUUUUACUCGGUGCGCCAAUCGGAUGUGGAAGCUAUGGAACCGCGACACAUGUCGCGCCUGCUCUCUAGUGCCAUGUGGGCCCUCGCCUGUUUUAUCUCUUCGAAACGCAGCCCGGGCCUUUUUAGGCGGGCGUGUUUGCGGUGUCGAAGUGUUUGCCAAGCAGCUCAGCACACGCGCUGGUCGAGUGCAUCGGCGCGCCAUGUUUGUUUUCGUGGCUCCGCCACGUCGGGGGCAAUCCAAUGGGCUGUGCUCCUCUGUCGCAUGUAGUGAGGCUACCGCGCGGCCCCAGCCUGGCAGUUCUCUUCGCAGAGACACAGCAACACGGCCGGCAGUCUCCGGGCUUAUGAGAGAGUUCUACAAGCGUACGACCUCAGAAAAGGUCAAGCGCCUCGGCGUGAUUGGCUUCGCCUCCAACGGGCUCCGCCGAAGAUUGCUGACAGUCUCGACGAUGGCAUGCCGGCAGAGGCGUGCCCCGCCCUGAGUUUUGGACUUUUCCGGCGCCCAAAAGAGGGCCCACAGAGGCCGCACGCAAAAGCAAGACGGCCCGCGGCUUUUGGGCAGUCGCGAAAGCGGCCGCCCUUUCGCCAGAUUGGCUCACCGCAAGCCGCGGCAUCUCCGCGAAGCUGGCGCCCUUCAAAAAAUGGAACGCAAAAAGCAAAAAGCGCGCCGGGCUAAUAGACCUGGCCCGCCCGCCAAAGGCCCGGCGUUUUUCCGAAUCCCCGGGCCGUGAGGACUGGGCGCAUGCCAUCGAGGCGGGCUUUCGGGGGACCGCACUUAGUGAAUUUGCCAAGUUUUUUAUUUGCUGGCUGCCAUCCCGUUUGGCGUUGGCCAAGCUCCAACCUGCACAUGCACGACUGCGGCCCGCCCCCGCCGCUCGCCCACGCGCGCCCCUUGCCCGCUUCUUGGCGGCGCUUUUCGCGUCGGCGGUCGAGGCGAAGGGGACGCAGGAAAGGACCUGCAAGGCGUUUGUUAAGGGGCCUGAUUUUGGGUGCUUUGUUAUGGCCAAGGUCUGCUCUUCCGGCUCUGCAGCCCGCCGGCCGGUGCAAGGGAACGGCAGCGACCUUACUACCUCCGCCCUGGUGGCUAUGCUUGGCAUCCUUAGCGAGGCCGGCAGCUUCUUCCGAGGGCUCUGGCUUGUUUCGCUGCUUUCGGGGCCCCUCCAAGGCCUUUGGUUUGGUUGUUUCUUUAUUUUUUGCGGCAUCACAGAAACUCCGACCCCAGGCCCAGCCCAAGCUUGGCAGAAGAUUCAGUCCCGACCCUGAUUUUCAUGCUCAAGGCCAAGCGCGAAGCUGAGGCCAAUUAUACCUCCGCCCGAACUAAGACCGCAGCUUCCAAGUUGACGCUGAGGCCCAAGCUUAAGCGCGAAGCAGGGACUCGACCUAAAUCGCGAAGUUGAGGCCGAGCCUCUAGCUCGAAGCUGAAACGCAGGCACAGCUAUGAAGUUCGUUGAGAGUGAGGCCGCAGCUCGAUGCUGAGGCUCGAACGCAGACUCCUGGUCGAGGGAGUCUCAAACUCGAAACCAAAGCUCAAACCGAAACUCGAUCGCGAGAUGGUUUUUGAAACUGCAGAGCU